CGGACCCCCAGGCGGAACUACAGGCCUCGGGCCCUCAGGCGGAGCGGCGGCGGGCGCGGGCGCCGGCCCCCGGGUGGAGCGACAGGUCUCGGGCCCUCAGGCGGAGCGGCGGGCGCCGGACCCCCGGGUGGAGCGACAGGUCUCGGGCCCUCAGGCGGAGCGGCGGGCGCCGGACCCCCAGGUGGAGCGACAGGUCUCGGGCCCUCAGGCGGAGCGGCGGGCGCCGGACCCCCAGGUGGAGCGACAGGUCUCGGGCCCUCAGGCGGAGCGCGGGCGCCGGACCCCCAGGUGGAGCGA
Staurois parvus is the source of this 297-nucleotide messenger RNA. Lineage: Eukaryota; Metazoa; Chordata; Amphibia; Anura; Ranidae. The record is from the annotation of a GenBank genome assembly.